AUGAUCUUCCGACUUGUCCACAGCAGUUAUGUAUUGGUGUUCAUAACUUUGUUCGUGGGAAAAGCCCUUGGAACUGAUUCUAAUAUAUUCAACUCUUCGUUCACUCCAGAUCAUAUUGAGUAUCUCAAGAACGAGGCUCACGAUCUCUUUCUGCAUGCCUGGAGCUCGUAUAUGAAAUAUGGGUUUCCUGCUGAUGAAGUACGGCCAAUUACCUGUGAGCCGUAUGGUCCUGACUAUGAAGACAACACCAAUACUGCGAGAAACGACGCUUUGGGUAACACUUCUCUGACAGUAUUAGACAAUUUGGACACUCUUAUAAUUAUGGAAGAGUGGGACCAAUUGGAGCAGAUGCUCGAGUACCUCUACAACAACAGAGAUAUAUUCAAUCAGGAUACAAUAGUACAAGUAUUUGAGUUUUCUAUCAGAUCUUUGGGAGGCUUGCUCUCUGCUCAUUUGCUCCUCACAGAUGUAACUAAUAGUGGAGUAGUACCGGCAAGAUACAGAAGAUUACAGGCUAUCUCUGCUGCAUAUGACGGAUUUUUAUUGGAAUUAGCCUAUGAUCUUGGAUUACGUCUAAUACCAGCCUAUAAGACGUCCACUCGUAUACCUGUGCCCAGAAUCAAUUUGGCCAAAGGAGUUCUAAAAGUGCCCACUUCUUUGCAAAGAGAUGCCUGUACUUCAGGAGCCACAACUCCCGUGAUGGAAUUCACGCUUUUGUCGAAGUUGACGGGGGAUCCUCAGUUCGAACAUUACACUCAACUUACGUUCUGGAAGUUGUGGGCUUCCAAGCUGCCGUUGAAUUUGUUGCCUAUGACCAUAGACCCUAUAGCAAAUACCUGGAAGGAUUCUUUGACGGGGAUAGGAGCUUCUAUAGACUCAUUCUACGAGUAUUCUGCCAAAGCAUCGAUUAUAUUCAACGACAACUUUAUGUGGUCUGUAUUCAAAACCUCGUACAAGGCUCUUCUUACUCAUCUGGCGCGUGGUGGAGGCUCUUUUGAGGGCUCGAUGAUUUUCAGCAACGUAGGAACAAAUGACGGUGUAUCACAGAGCAACUGGAUAGACCUGUUAGGGGCAUUCUGGACUGGUCUCCAGGUGCUUACAGGACAAUUAAAUGAUGCAAUAAAAUCCCACUUGAUGUACCUAAAGAUAUGGGACCAUUUUGAGCUGAUUCCUGAAAGAUGGGUAUAUAGCCAUUAUACCAAAGGAGAAACUUUGACUUCUGAGGACUCAAUAGUUUUGGAAUGGUAUCCAUUGAGGCCAGAGUUCAUAGAAUCUACAUACUACUUGUUCAGAGCCACUAGGGACCCAAUGUAUCUACAAAUUGGUGAGAGGGUUCUUAAUUUGCUCAAGACUAAGUUUAAGACCAAGUGUGGCUUCAAUGGGUACCAGGAUGUCAGGACAGGAGAACUCCAGAACCGAAUGGAGUCUUUCGUCAUCGGCGAGACACUCAAAUAUCUUUACUUAUUGUUUGAUUCGAAGGACGAGCUGUUGUUGCACACUAAUUUGAUGUCCAACAAGAACUGGGUGUUCUCCACUGAAGCUCACCCGUUAUGGUAUAACCAUAAGUUGACUCCCUCCUACAUGAACUCGAGCAAGGAUGCUGAUGAAGUCUACAACUUUAGAAAUCCCUUGUAUAAGAGAUUCUUGUCCAUGAUAAAGAGUGAAGAAAGGUUGAUAAACAGCAAUGAAGCAGUUUACUUCAGAAAUAUCACGUUGCCUCUGGUGCCUGACAACGGGAUUCCAAAGGUAGAUAACCUCCGAAAGAAAGACCCUUUCUUUGACAGAUUCGAGCAGUGUGAAACAAACCCAUUCAAUAAAUGUUCUGGCGACAAAACGUUUUUGAAAUCUGGCUACUACGCAUUAGAUAACUUGUUCUCGCCAGAUUUCACAUUUAAAGACUCACUUAUGAAACCAAGUUAUCUUUCCUCUACGUCGUUGGAUGGAAGUUACGUGGAAUUAACAAAACCGUUUUUUGACAAAUUCACAAUGUAUGGAAAACAAAGUGACGAUUCUCUCUUCUUGCAAUGCUCUAGACCACACGACACUGAAGUUUUUGAUCUAUUUAUGGGCAAUAUCACUGAAAUAAAUGAGAUGGAAGUUUCAGAGUUGUACUACGAUAGCAAGAAAACAGAUAAAAAGGAUUUAAUCAUUAUAGAUGGUGAUCUUUGGGUUCCAGAGUUGAAUGCAUUACGUGUAUGCAUAGAGAAGUUGAGAGCUGGUCAGGUCGAUACCAGGAAUGUUUUGAUCACACAAGAGUAUAUUCAGAACAUGAGACAGGAUGAUUACAAUGAGAAUGGUAUAUGCUUGACGUCAGACGGCAGUUCUUCAAAGGAUACGAAAGGCUUUAUUGGAAAAGACAUUGGUGUAGUUUUACGAAUUACAAAGAUCAACGGACUCCAGGUGAAACCGGGGAUGAUAAUAUGGACCCUUCCGUUUGAGCCACAUAGACCGGGACCAGGAAAGCAAUCUGUUAUCGAUGUGACUAGUGACGGAAGGGUGGUUCUUCAGGGCAACGUCGUUGAGAAUUUAAUGGUUUGGUACGAUUAG
This is a messenger RNA of Scheffersomyces stipitis CBS 6054, 2547 nucleotides long. RefSeq names its product alpha-1,2-mannosidase MNL1 (gene MLN1). The record is from RefSeq and is a predicted model, not a curated record. NCBI's taxonomy places the organism in Eukaryota, Fungi, Ascomycota, Pichiomycetes, Serinales, Debaryomycetaceae. Gene Ontology annotation, biological process: endoplasmic reticulum mannose trimming; mannose trimming involved in glycoprotein ERAD pathway; carbohydrate metabolic process. Gene Ontology annotation, molecular function: mannosyl-oligosaccharide 1,2-alpha-mannosidase activity; calcium ion binding. The transcript has a single exon. Bases 1 to 2547 code for a protein of 848 amino acids. Gene Ontology annotation, cellular component: membrane; endoplasmic reticulum.